Messenger RNA from Phasianus colchicus (ring-necked pheasant), 5351 nucleotides. It is a transcript of the gene RAPGEF6, whose product is annotated as Rap guanine nucleotide exchange factor 6. NCBI's taxonomy places the organism in Eukaryota, Metazoa, Chordata, Aves, Galliformes, Phasianidae. Gene Ontology annotation, biological process: small GTPase-mediated signal transduction. Gene Ontology annotation, molecular function: protein binding; guanyl-nucleotide exchange factor activity. The record is from RefSeq and is a predicted model, not a curated record.
GGGGCCGGGCCGCGCGCUCCGUGCCGGGCCGGGGGACGUGCGGGGCACGGCGGGAGGAUGAGCGCGGCCGUGGAGCCCAGGGUGAAACAGGCGCUGCGGAAGAAGCCGGCGGAGAGGACGCAGGAGGACUUAAAUACUAUCUACACCUUCCUUCAUGGGCUGGACAUACUCUCACACUUCAGGGAGCAUCAGCUGAGAAUAAUGUCAUCCAGCGCUCGCUAUGAGAGGUACAAGGGCAACCAAGUUCUCUUUUGUUCAGAAACUAUUGCAAGAUGCUGGUACAUACUGCUUUCUGGAUCUGUGCUCAUGAAGGACUCCAUGUUUUUACCACCUUGCAGUUUUGGCAAGCAGUCUGGAGGAAAACGAGGAUGCGAAUGUAUCAUACUGGAGCCUUCAGAAAUGAUUGUGGUGGAGAACUCCAAAGACAAUGAGGAAAGCAUCCUGCAAAGAGAAGUCCCGCUGCGGCAGUCCCGGCGCAGGUUUAGGAAGAUCAACCAGAGGGGUGAGCGCCAGACCAUCACCGACAACGUGGAUGCCAGCAGCUACCUGUCGCUUCCAGCUGAUCUUACCAAGAUGCAUCUUACAGACAAUCCUCACCCUCAGGUGACUCACGUCCCUUCAAGCCAGUCUGGGUGCAGCAUUGCCAGCGAUUCUGGGAGCAGCAGCCUGUCUGAUAUCUAUCAGGCUACAGAAAGUGAGAUGGGAGAUGUUGAUUUAACAGGUCUUCCAGAAGCACCUGUAGACUCUGAAGAUGAAGAAGAAGAGGAAGAUGAAGAUAUUGACAGAACUUCAGAUCCACUUCUAGGGCGAGAUGUUGUACGAGAGUGCCUUGAGAAAGAGCCUGCAGAUAAAACUGAUGAUGAUAUUGAGCAAUUAUUGGAAUUUAUGCAUCAACUCCCUGCCUUCGCAAACAUGACGAUGUCUGUAAGAAGAGAACUUUGCUCAGUGAUGAUAUUUGAAGUAGUGGAGCAAGCGGGGGCCAUCAUACUUGAAGAUGGCCAGGAACUCGAUUCUUGGUACGUCAUUUUAAAUGGCACAGUAGAAAUCAGCUAUCCUGAUGGGAAGAGCGAGAGCCUCUGUAUGGGAAAUAGUUUUGGGAUUACUCCCUCUUUGGACAAACAGUACAUGAAUGGAGUGGUCAGAACCAAAGUAGACGACUGUCAGUUUGUGUGUAUAGCCCAGCAAGACUACUGGAGAAUUCUGAACCAUGUGGAAAAAAACACUCAUAAAGUUGAGGAAGAAGGAGAAAUUGUUAUGGUAAAGGAACACAGGGAGCUGGAUCGCAGUGGAACCAGAAAAGGACACAUUGUUAUCAAGGCAACACCUGAGCGGCUCAUCAUGCACUUGAUAGAAGAACAUUCUAUUGUGGAUCCAACUUACAUCGAAGAUUUCCUGUUAACAUACCGAACGUUUCUAACCAGCCCCUUGGAAGUUGGGAAUAAACUCCUGGAGUGGUUCACAGUGGACAGCCUCAGGGAUAAGGUUACCAGAGUGGUUUUGCUGUGGGUGAACAACCAUUUCAAUGACUUUGAAGGUGAUCCUGCUAUGACUCGAUUUCUGGAAGAAUUUGAAAAGAAUUUAGAAAAUACGAAAAUGAAAGGACAUCUCAGAUUGCUGAAUAUUGCUUGUGCUGCCAAGGCAAAAUGGAGACAAAUUACCUUGCAAAAGCCUUCUAGAGACUCCCCUCUCUUUUUUAGCCUUCUUGGAGGAAGUGACAAAGGUUUUGGUAUCUUUGUUGAGACUGUGGAAAUUGGCAGUAAAGCUGCAGAAGCUGGACUUAAGCGUGGUGAUCAGAUAAUGGAAGUAAAUGGACAGAACUUUGAGAAUAUUACCUUUGCAAAAGCUCUCGAAAUCUUAAGGAACAAUACUCAUCUCUCCAUUACUGUAAAAACAAACAUUUUUGUGUUUAAGGAGCUGCUCUGCAGGAUAGGGCAAGAGAAGAAUGGAAUUCCACAUAUUCCGAAAAUUGCAGAAAAGAAAAACAACCGUUAUUCCAUCCCAGAUAUGCCUGGAGAUGUGGAACAGAUGUUCCCUCGUGAAAAAGGAAACAAGAAAUUGAAAGCAAACACGGUAUCUGGUGGGAGAAACAGAAUCAGGAAAAUUUUAGACAAGACUCGAUUCAGCAUCUUGCCUCCAAAACUCUUCAGUGAUGGCAGCGUGAGCCAAUCGCAGGACGACAGCAUCGUUGGGACGCGGCAGUGCCGGCACAGCCUGGCCAUCAUGCCUAUUCCUGGGACCCUGUCAUCCAGCAGCCCCGACCUGCUACAGCCUACAACGAGCAUUCUGGAUUUCUCUAAUCCUUCAGCUGUUGGGUUUUACUAUAUUCCAGACCAAGUAAUAAGAGUUUUCAAAGCAGACCAGCAGAGCUGUUACAUCAUCAUCAGCAAGGACACCACUGCCAAGGAGGUGGUGAGUCACGCCGUCAGUGAGUUCAACCUGACCGGAGCCCCGGACACGUACUCCCUGUGCGAGGUGUCCGUCAGCCCCGAGGGGGUCAUCAAGCAGCGCCGCCUUCCUGAUCAGUUCUCAAAGCUGGCCGACAGGAUUCAGCUCAAUGGGAGGUAUUAUUUGAAAAACAACAUGGAGACGGAAACCUUAUGCUCAGAUGAGGAUGCUCAAGAGCUGCUGAGAGAGAGCCAGAUUUCCCUCCUACAGCUGAGCACCAUUGAGGUGGCCACUCAGCUUUCCAUGAGAGACUUCGAGUUAUUUCGUAACAUUGAGCCUACAGAGUACAUCGAUGACCUUUAUAAGCUGGACUCCAAAACAGGAAAUGCACACUUGAAGCAGUUUGAGGAUGUCAUAAAUCAAGAGACCUUCUGGGUUGCCAUGGAGAUUUUAGCAGAGCCCAACCAACUCAAAAGGAUGAAGAUUAUUAAGCAUUUUAUUAAAAUUGCCCUCCACUGUCGAGAGUGCAAGAACUUCAAUUCCAUGUUUGCGGUUAUAAGUGGGUUAAAUCUGGCUCCCGUGGCACGUCUCAGAGGCACUUGGGAAAAGUUACCAAACAAGUAUGAGAAGCACCUCAGAGACCUUCAAGAUCUUUUUGAUCCGUCUCGAAACAUGGCGAAGUACCGCAACAUCCUUAGCAGUCAGAGCAUGCAGCCUCCAAUUAUUCCGCUCUUCCCUGUUGUCAAGAAGGAUAUCACAUUUCUACAUGAAGGAAAUGAUUCCAAAGUGGACGGCCUGGUAAAUUUUGAGAAACUCAGGAUGAUUGCCAAAGAAAUCCGCCAGGUGGUGAGGAUGACCUCAGCCAACAUGGAUCCAGCCGUAAUGUUCAGACAAAGGUCUCUGAGCCAGGGCAGCACCAACUCCAACAUGCUGGACGUGCAGGGAGGAGCGCACAAGAAGCGGGCACGGCGCAGCUCACUGCUCAAUGCCAAGAAGCUGUACGAGGACGCACAGAUGGCGAGGAAGGUCAAGCAGUACCUCUCCAACCUCAACGUGGAGACGGACGAGGAGAAGAUCCAGAUCCUGUCCCUGCAGUGUGAGCCUGCCUACAGCACCCUGACAAAGAAUUUAAGUGAGAGAAGAGGGGCAAAAUCCUCAGAAAUGUCUCCAGUGCCCAUGAGAUCGAUCGGUCAGACCACUAAGGCCCAUCAGCAGAACAGAAUGAGCCAAGUGCUUCAGGUUCCAUCUGUGAACUUAUACCCCAGCAGGAAGAAGGGGCUGACAAAGGAUCAUGUCACCUUCAGUACAGGCUCACCACAGAAGUCAUUAAGCUUGUCUGAGGAAGUAAGUAGCAAGAAGCAGACAGAUGACACAAUGUCCAUGGCAUCUUCUUUGCACUCCAGCCCCCCAGCUUCUCCUCAGGGCUCUCCACGCAAAGUUGGUAACAUCCCAAGGUUGGAUAACUGCAGUCAGAUGAAUCUCUCUGGGUCUUCCUCAUCCCUCGCCAGUGAAACCAGCAACAAGAACAGCGGACAACGCAGCUAUGGAAUAGGCUAUGCCCUCAUUCCUUCCACCAAAUCUGACAACUUCUCAGACUCCAGUCACAGUGAGAUUUCCUCCCGCUCCAGCAUCGUCAGCAACUGCUCUGUGGACUCGAUGUCGGCCGCGCUGCAGGACGAGCGCAGCUUGUCACAGUCACUGCUGGUGGUGGACUCAGCAGGGAUGGAACGGAAGGAGCAUUCCCAGGCAGAGUAUGGGCAGCCCUGCCCCGGCUGGUCGGUCACGAGGCCCGGUCUGAUCAGAGGGAUGGCCUUCACCUCAUCCAUGAGCAACGAGGAGAUUUCCCACGAGCACAUCACAGUGGAGGCAGCAGACAGCGGCCGGGGCAGCUGGACCUCGUGCUCAAGUAGCUCUCAUGACAACUUCCAGAAUAUCCCAAACCAGAAGAGCUGGGACCUCCUCAAUUCCUACCGUCACACCCAGCUGGACGGACCUAUUGCUGAGGUUGAUCCCACAAACUGUUACUCAGAGGAGGCCUAUUUAUACUCCGAAGCCUUUUCCAAAAACAACAGGCAGUCGAAAGCCAGCACGGAGCUCGAUCAGUCUCGGCAGAGCUGGGCCUCCUCGAGCUCCCUGUCAGACACGUACGAGACAAACUAUGGGACCAUUAAACGCAGGGGGCUGGAGAACUCGACGUCAGAGCAGGCGGAGGUUUUGGACUCUAAACCUGGCACUGACACAGCUUACAAAACUGUUACUUCGAGUACAGAGAAAGGCCUGAUAGUGUACUGUGUCACCUCACCUAAGAAGGACGAUAGGUAUAGGGAGCCUCCGCCCACCCCUCCGGGAUAUAUGGGGAUUUCUUUAGCGGACAUAAAGGAAGGAUCGCCCCACCACCCACACCUAAAACCUCCCGACUAUAGUGUGGCAGUGCAGAGGUCAAAGAUGCUGCACAGUGACCUCUCUAGACUCUCGUCAGCCCCUCUCGGGAGCGACCCGGUGGCCUGUAUUGCAUCGAAGAUGCCUCAGUGGCAUAGUCGGCAGCCGUCCGGCCCCCAGCUAGCAGAUAUGCCUGGCGCAGAUAGUGAAGAGGAUGAAGAUGAACAAGUAUCAGCAGUCUAACCGUCGAGCUAUCCACAUAAACCACUUCAAAGCACGAGGGAUGCUGGAAGGAGGACCACGGGAUCCCGUUAGCGACUGCUAACGACUUGCUGCUACUCACCUCACUCAUCGAGUUCGCCUCUGUCACGGAUGGGAUGAACUGUUGGGGUCAUUGCUGUCCCCUCCCUCUGCUCUGCCACAUCCCGGGGCUGCGUGUGCCCACCAGGCAGAGCGCUGGGAGGGCCGUGGGGCAGGAGGAGUUCGGUAGGAUACCAUCCAUCCCUCAGUAGUUCCCUCCUCGUUAUUUUCUACAUCUAAGAGUGUUGUUUUAUGAACUCGGAAGAAGAAAAAAAAAAAAAAAAAAA